AUGGGAGAGGCAAAUAAUAUCUCAAAUACUAGAGCUGAUAUAAAAGGUUCUGGACUCAGUGGAGAACAGUUUGACAACAAUCACAAAUCUGAAGAAAAGUCAAGAAACUUUACUAGUUUCGAAUGCAAUAUUUGUUUUGAAAAUGCGUAUGAACCCAUAGUCACGAGAUGUGGUCAUUUAUACUGUUGGAGCUGUAUUUGCUCCUGGCUUGAUAGGGGGUAUGGAGACUGCCCAGUUUGCAAGGCAGGUGUUAAUCCAGACAACGUAAUUCCGCUUUAUGGCAGAGGUAGUGAAAAUUGCGAUCCUAGGAAAAAAACGAAGCCUAGGCCAAAGGCUGAAAGACCAGAAGCUAGGCAACGUAAUUAUAACAUGGAAGGGCAAAAUAGAUAUUUUCAGAAUUCCGAGUUCACAUUUGGAGUUAAUAAUAUUUCUCUAAUAACAAUGUUCGCCAAUCCACUAGGUGCGCUUUUGAGCUUGGGCUACACCCAUCGUUAUUUUUUUGGGGAUUUUGCAAAUAGCAGGCAACCAGAUAAUAACAGCAAAGUAGUCAUUUCCGUUAGAGAGGUUGUUGAAAUUGGGUUUCUUGCAAGUAGAGUUAUCAUGCAAAUUUAUAAUAAUAUUGAUGCAGAACUUAGAAUUAAUUACAAGGAAAAAGAUAACUCUCCGGUUACAGUUGCUGAUUUAAAGGCAAAUGAAAUAAUUUGUGCUAGGCUUUCUUCAAAAUGGCCGCAAAUACCAAUAAUUUCUGAAGAAUCAGAAAUUAAUACUUGGGAGAACAGAAAGGAGUAUAAGAUAUGCUGGCUCGUUGACCCACUUGAUGGUACAAAAGAAUUCUUGAGACGAAAUGGGGAGUUCACUGUGAAUAUUGGGCUUUGUGAAGAUGGUAAACCGACACUUGGAGUUGUCUCAAUUCCAAGCACUGGAGUUUCUUUUGUUUCGUUUAAUAAUUUAAGAGGAGCGUAUAAAAUUGCUACAUUCAAUUCAUCAAAUGUUAUUUGUGAUAAAACAAUACUUGAAUUUAUCCCUAAGUCAGAUAAAUCCGUUGUUAAUUACAACGAAAUUAGAAUACUAAAAUCUCACAACUACCAAUGCCCAAUUUUAGAUUCAUUUGCACAAAAAUUCUUUUGUAAUAGCGUAAAAAUUCCAUUUGGAUCAUCAAUUAAAUUUAUUGAACUAGUUGAGAACCGUGCUGACGUUUAUCCAAGGUUUCACGAUUGUAUGGAAUGGGACACUUGUGCGAGCCAUAUUAUAUUACAACAAACUUGUGGUGAUAUUUAUAAACUUGAAUUAUUAUUUUCCGGAUCAGAAACUCAGUUCAAACUUGGGGAACCAAUCACUUAUAAUAAAGAAAUUCUAGUCAAUCCAUACUUCAUUGCGGCUAAUGAGAAAGUCAUUGAAAUUCUAAAGAAUGGUGUUGUCUCAAAGUCGAGUUAA
Cryptosporidium ubiquitum is the source of this 1434-nucleotide messenger RNA. RefSeq lists its product as uncharacterized. NCBI's taxonomy places the organism in Eukaryota, Apicomplexa, Conoidasida, Eucoccidiorida, Cryptosporidiidae. Gene Ontology annotation, molecular function: metal ion binding; ubiquitin protein ligase activity. The record is from RefSeq and is a predicted model, not a curated record. Gene Ontology annotation, cellular component: endoplasmic reticulum. Gene Ontology annotation, biological process: ubiquitin-dependent protein catabolic process. The transcript is spliced from 4 exons. The coding region runs from base 1 to 1434 and encodes 477 amino acids.